This is a messenger RNA of Lasiosphaeria miniovina, 1841 nucleotides long. RefSeq lists its product as uncharacterized. The record is from RefSeq and is a predicted model, not a curated record. The coding region runs from base 217 to 1461 and encodes 414 amino acids. NCBI's taxonomy places the organism in Eukaryota, Fungi, Ascomycota, Sordariomycetes, Sordariales, Lasiosphaeriaceae. The transcript has a single exon.
ACAGUACGUUUAAAUGGACAAGAUUCGAAUCCUGCAUCAUUUUCUUGCCUCUCUCGAGUCAUCACCCUCCUGGCCUCUCUGCGCGCCGCCUCUCCUUUUUGGGCCUCGAAUUUUGGACUUCGGUUUUAGAACCAAUUUUGACGUCCUCGUUUUGGAGAUCUAUAACAUACCCCGUACUGUUCUUGGAGCCGGUAGCGCCAAGCUAGGCUGUAUACCAUGCCGAUUGUCGCUCAUUUCUGCACGUUCCUUGCCCUUAUUCCUCUCAGCUAUGGCCUGAACGUACCCGCAAGCUUUGGAAAUGUCACCAACACAACUAGUAUCACAACAGCAGCUCCUGGCCCACCACAAGAUCGCUCACUGCCCAUGGAUAGAGCCAUAAUUCUCGAACCGAACAGAAUGGGCAUCCCCGGACUUUCUAUAAUUCCGGCCCUGCUAUCCUCGUUCUUCAAUGGACGGCCUACCACUACGACUGUCAUGCCAACGCUGUCCAGCCAAGUGUUGACCUCCGGUGGCUUACAGGCACCAAGCGCUGUCCCAGAUCAGACUUCAUCAGGGUUGAACUCGGGUUCACCCAGUCCAGCAGGCCUUGGUGGAGUUCUGUCGGCUCUGAAUACAAUAUUAAGCCCCUUGACAAACCAGCCGAAUGCUGCCCCAUUGUCAACCGCCAACCCCGUGGGCACUCUCGUCUCCAUCCUCGAAAGUGUUCUCUCGGUCCCAGUGGCAGAUAGUAGCCUGUCUUUGUCUGUUGCAGAAGGGCCAACGUCACCGCUGUCGCCAGUACCGCCCACGACGUCUCUCAUGGGAUCCGCAGUCCCUCUAUUGCCGACGCCACCUAUAUCAUUGCCUCCGCCUCUGCCUAGCUUGACGAUCACACUUCCAUCGGUUGCUGGGAAUCCAUCUAUUUUACAAGCGCUUACCGCGCUGCUCCCCUCAACCCCACCGGCAGCUUCUGCUAUUGCACCACUGGUCUCAGAGGUGACGCCGUUGAUCCCGCUACUGGGUACUCUGCUACCAUCGGCGAUGCCGUUUCUAACACCUCUGGAGUCGAUGCUCAGCUCCCAGCUGUCGGCAGCAGCCCCGGGAGUUGGAUCUCUGGCGGCAGUGAUUGCAUCGCAAGUGGCGUCUCUCACCCAGCAAGUCUUUUCUUCAACGUCGGUCCUAACGACAGAUGUUCCCAUCAUGAGUGUUGAACUGCCCACAAUCACCAUCCCCGUCCCCAUCGCGACAACUCUUGCUCCCCAGCUUUCCGGUUUAACCCUCCCCACGAACGCACCUCUGUCAGUGCUAGCAGCGACGUUAUCAACUAUCAUCGGCUCUGGAAACCCUGGGUUGGUGAGCUCCAUUGUGGGAGCAAUAGUCUCGACACUGGACAGCAUGAUCUUGAGCGGUCAAGUAAAUAGCCUCAUUAGCGCCGCAACGGUGGCUGGAGGCUCUGUACUCUCGCAGGUCACUCGGGAAUAGUGCUCCCAGGUGACGAUAGUGGAAGGAUCCAUGGCUACCAUCUCUGUCCCUUGUGCUGCCGCCCCAACGACAACGAUGGCGACUGCGACGACAGAUACACAGGCGCCUUUGGUUUCAGUUUCGGACUCGGCGACUAAUUCCCAGAUACCACUUGUUUCUGUUUCGGUCUCGGCUACUUCUAGCGCAGGCAUCUCUCCUCUCACUUCCAGCUUACCCAGCAGUUUUUUGAGCGCUCUAGCUUCUUCGAUUACUUUGCUCCCUGCUGCGCAGACUACUAGCGUACUGCCAAUGCCAUCAAUUUCCACUCUAGUGGCAAGCUCACAGACUGUGACGGUAACAGCCAUACAGGUCAGUAUCGUGACUGCCUGUUCUACAACCUU